AUGAGGCCACAGCAAGAACUUGAUUUCAAUCCCAAUCAUCUCAAACUAUAUUACGGAAAGCUGUUUCCUUUUGCUGAUAUAUAUAGAUGGAUGUCUUAUGGCAAUGAUGGGAAGCACCCUGGUUGUGAUGAAUCUUACUCUAGCCGAAGAGAGUUUGCCUUCACGCUGGACAAUGAUAUAUUUGUGCGUUUCCAAUCUUUCAACAAUGCCCUCGAUUUCGAAAAAUCUAUCAAAGAUAAGUCCCCUUUAAAGAUUGAUAUGGGACCUGUCUACAAUGUCGAGCCUGCAAAAAGGCAAGCCUAUGCACAGAUUGAUCCAGUUGAGAGGGAGUUGAUUUUUGAUAUUGAUAUGACAGACUAUGAUGAUGUUCGAUAUUGCUGCUCUGGUGCUGACGUUUGCUUGGAUUGCUGGCCAUUGAUGACUAUAGUUAUCAAAGUGAUUGAUACUUCCUUAAGAGAUGACUUUGGUUUCAAACACAUUCUCUGGGUCUAUAGUGGACGUAGGGGUGUUCAUUGUUGGGUCUGUGAUGGGAGGGCAAGAAGGUUGACCAAUGAGAAAAGAGCUGCCAUUGCUGACUACUUUUGUGUAUAUAAGGGCAAUGAAAAUAGUCACAAGAAAGUUUCUUUGACGGGUGCCACUCUUCAUCCUUUCUUGGCGACAUCAUACACUAAUGUUCUCAAGGACUUUUUUGAGAAAAAACUGCUUAUAAGUCAAAAUAUUCUUGCUACUGAGGAGAGAUAUGAGAAGAUCCUAAACAUGAUUCCUGAUGAAUCUAUUGCUUCUGAACUUAGGGGAAAGUGGCAAGAGGGUAGGCGAACCUCUAGUGCAAAAGAAGACAUUAAUGUUGUUCGUUGGGAACAGUGCAAACAGUUGCUGCAAUCUGGAAAACAUAAGGCACAAGGGCUGCGUAGGUGCGUUGAAGAGAUUGUGUUCUUUUUUACUUACCCCAGGCUAGAUAUGGAGGUUACAAAACAUAUGAACCAUUUGCUUAAAGCACCGUUCUGCGUACAUCCAAACACGGGCCGUAUUUGUGUCCCUAUUGAUCCAAAUCGGUGCGAGGAGUUUGAUCCUACUACAGUACCCUCCCUUUCGCAGCUUUUAGAAGAGCUUAAUAAUGAAGGCAUGAGAGCUGAUGUGGAUGAAUGGGAUGGAACUUCGCUUGGAAAUGCCAUUACGCUUUUCAGAUCGUCAUUUUUACAGCCUUUGCUAAAAGCCUGCAAGGAGGAGAUAGAAAGUUCCUAUAACUUAAAAUUGCAACAGUCAAAGAACUCCCUCGGUUGGUAGUGUCACG
Molecule: messenger RNA, 1291 nt
Organism: Gastrolobium bilobum
Lineage: Eukaryota; Viridiplantae; Streptophyta; Magnoliopsida; Fabales; Fabaceae
Exons: 16
Coding region: 1-1284 (427 amino acids)
Biological process (GO): DNA replication, synthesis of primer
Cellular component (GO): alpha DNA polymerase:primase complex
Source: RefSeq, a predicted model, not a curated record